GGCCUGCUGGGAGUCGUAGUUCUAACGCGUAGUUUCUCCUCACGCCUCCUGCCCCCAGCCCCCAACCGCAGCCCUUUCCGGCUUCAGGCCCAGGAAUCUUACGUCAUCGGGGGCGGGGCUAUGCGCCCGCAGUGUUGACAAGUCGCUUAGCAACCGGGAGGCUUACCUUUGGAAGCUUGUUGCAGCUCUAGCCACGGUCCUGCCCUCUUCCCGCCCCGCCCCUCCCCUAAACUCCCUUCACCUAGGAGCUGCCAAACAUCUGGAUCAACCUGGGCACUACGAGGGGUUGAAUUUCUACCAUUAUCGCGCCUUUGAUAUUUUUUUCCAGACCUCCUGCUCACAUCCGUAAAGCCCACUGAUUCUUUUACUACACUUUUUAUGAGAACAAGACAUUUUCUAGGAAGAUGGUGGCAGAAAAAGAGACCCUGAGCUUAAACAAAUGCCCAGACAAGAUGCCGAAGAGGACCAAGCUGCUGGCACAACAGCCGCUCCCGGUGCACCAGCCUCACUCCCUGGUUUCUGAGGGCUUCACAGUCAAAGCCAUGAUGAAAAACUCAGUCGUGAGAGGCCCUCCAGCUGCAGGGGCAUUUAAAGAAAGACCAACCAAGCCCACAGCAUUUCGAAAAUUCUAUGAGCGAGGUGACUUCCCAAUUGCCCUUGAGCAUGAUUCGAAAGGAAACAAAAUCGCCUGGAAGGUAGAAAUUGAGAAGCUGGAUUACCAUCAUUAUCUGCCUCUGUUUUUUGAUGGGCUUUGUGAAAUGACAUUUCCCUAUGAGUUUUUUGCUCGGCAAGGAAUCCACGACAUGCUGGAACACGGUGGGAACAAGAUCCUACCUGUCCUUCCACAGCUCAUUAUCCCGAUAAAAAAUGCCUUGAACCUCCGAAACCGACAGGUCAUCUGUGUCACUCUCAAGGUCCUCCAGCAUCUGGUUGUGUCAGCUGAGAUGGUUGGCAAGGCCUUGGUGCCUUAUUACCGUCAAAUCCUCCCUGUCCUGAACAUCUUCAAGAAUAUGAAUGACAAGCAAUCACAUGUGCAAAGGCAACUAGAAAGUCACUAUGCAUGCCCAAGGAAAGGCACAGGCCUAAAGAAGACCAGAGAAGACCUUAGGUUUACACCUCAGGCUGGUCAACAGCACAGAUACAACAGAGAGCAAUUUUUUUAAAAGAAAAACCUGGGGAAGGGGGUAGUCUGAUUUCCAGAGUUACUAUGUCAUUAGAUCAAAUAUCCAGUUUUCAACAAAAAUCACAAGGCAUACGAAGAAACAGGAAAGUAUUGUCCAUUCAAAGUAAAAAAUAAAUCAAUGGAAACUGUCCCUAAGAAACAACAGAUAGUAGACAUUGCUAGACGAAAGCUUUAAAAACAACUAUCUUAAAGAUACUCAAAGAACUGAAAGAACAUGGGGAGGAAGUCAAGAAAACAAUGUAUGAACAAAAUGAAGAUACCAAUAAAAAAAUUUUAAAAGUCUAAAAAGAAACCAGCUUCACAACUGGAACUAAAAAGGACAGUAACUGAGAGAAAAAAUUUAUCAGGAUACAAAAGCAGGUUGGAGUGGACAGAAACAUCAUUCGUGAAUUUAAAGAUAACACAAUAAAUUACAGAAUCUGAGGAAUAGAAAGAAAAAGGAUUUCUCUUUUGAAAAAAUGGACAAAGAGUGAGGGACCUGUGGAACAUCAUAAAGUGGACCAGUAUGUUCACUGUGGGAUUCUAAGGAGAAGAGAGAGAGAAAGCGGUAGAGAAGUUAUUCAAAGAAAUAAUGGCUGAAAACUUUCUAAAUAUGAUGAAAGCCAUGAAUGUAAACAUCCAAGAAGCUCAACAAACUCUAAGUAGGAUGAACUCAAAGAGAACCACACUGAGACAUAUUAUAAUCAAACCAUCAAAAGACAAGCAAUCUUGAAAGCAGUGAGAGAAAAAGGACUCAUCAUGUAUACAGAAUACUCCAAAGAUUAACAACUGACUUCUCAUUAGAAACUAUGGAGGCCAGAAGACAAUGGGCUAAUGUAUUUAGCAAGGAAAAGCAAAACAAACAAACAAAAAAAAUUGUCAACCAAGAACCCAAUAUCCAGCAAAACUGUAUAUCAAAAGCAAAGGGGAAAUUAAGACAUUCCCAGGUAAGCAAAAGCCAAGAGAGUUUGCUACUGCUACACCCACCCUGCAGAAAACACUAAAAGGAGGCCACAGAUUGAAAUGACUAGAAAUUAGCUUGAAGCCAUAUGUAGAAAUAAAGGUCUCGGUAAAGGUAAAUACAUGAGCAAUUAUAGAAACUAGUAUUGUUUCACUUUGGUGUGUAACUCCACAUUUUUUCUACAUUAUUUAACCUAUUAAUGCAUAAAAAAUACAAGUUCAUGUUUUUGGACAUACAGUGUAUUAAGACGUAAUUUUGUAAUAUCAAUAACUGAUCCCAACACUUUGGGAGGCCGAGGUGGGCAGAUUAUUUGAGGCCAGGAGUUUGAGACCAGCCUGGCCAAUAUGGCAAAACCCUGUCUCUACUAAAAAUAUAAAACUAGCUGGGCAUGGUGGUGCGCCCCUGUAAUCCCAGCUACUUGGGUGGCUGAGGCACAAGAAUUGCUUGAACCCAGGAAGUGGAGGUUUCAGUGAGUCGAGAUUGUGCCACUGCACUUCAGCCUGGGUGAGAGAACUGAGACUCUGUCUCAACAACAACAACAACAACAACAAAACCUGAAAAGAGUGAGGGUGCUGUUGCAUAGGAGCAUUUUGUGUGUGUGUUAUUGAAGUUAAGUUGGUAUCAAUUCAAUUUGGAGUUUUAUAACAUUAGGAUAUUAAAUGUAAUCCUUAGGGUGACCACAAAGAAAAUAGCUAUAGAAUACUUACAAAAAGAAAUGAGAAGCAAAUUAAUUCACUACACAGAUAAAGACUAAGAAUGAAGACUGAAUCCUAACAUCCAUAUAUAUAUAUGCAUGUUAUUCAGUCUUGGGAAAAAAGGAAAUCCUAUUUGGAGUGUCAUGAAUGAACCUGGAGGACAUUAUACUAAGUAAAAUAAGCCAGACACAGAAAGAAAAAUAUUACAUGAUCUCACUUAUAUGAUGAAUCUAAAAUAAUCAAACUUAAAGAAGCAGAGAAUGGAAUGGUGGUUGCCAGGGGCUGUGGGGUGGGAGAAAUAGGGAGAUGCUGGCUAAAAGGUACAAAAUUUCAGUUAUAAGAUGAAUAAAUUCUGGAGAGCUAAUGUACAGCAUGGUGACCACAGUUAAUUAUACUCUAUUGCAUACUAGAAAUUUCCUGAGAGUAGAUAUCAAAUGUUCUCAGUAUCAAAAAAAAAAAAAAAAGGUAAUAAUGUGAGGUGAUGGAUAUGCUAAUUAGCUUGAUUAUGAUAAUCAUUUCACAAUGUAUUCAUAUAUCAAAACAUCAUGUGUACAACUUAAGUAUAUACAAUUUUUAUUUGUCAAUUAUAUCUCAACAAAGCUGGAAAUAAAAGAGGAAGCUCCUUUAAAGAUGUGUCUGUGAUUUCCCAGUGACAUGGAUCAUUUAGGAUUGUAAUCAACCAUUGAAAUUGUUAGUUAGCCAACUAAAUCUCUUAUAUACAAAUAGAAACCUUGAAUCUCAUAAAAUCAAUACUUAAUGAAUACCUACUGCAUGCUGAGUUCCAGAGACACAUGAAUAAAGGCGAUGUAGGCUGUGACCUUAUUAUACUGGGCUGGAUUCUGUGGGGUGGGACUGAGUAGAGGGGAUGACUCACUUUAUCUGGGGGCAUCGGGGAAGGCUUUCUAGGGGACCAGUCUGGAUCUUGGAAAAAACAGAGAGCUACUUUAUGCUUUAAUUUGCAUUAAAAUUGUCCAGUGGUAAAGCUUGAUAUGCUGUGUAGAUGGUAAAUGUUUCUUACUUAAUCAGAAAAGCAUCCUAAGAGUGAUGGAUUCUAAAUUGAUUUUUACUGCAGUGGAUGCAUACAAAAUGAAUGAAGGGAAUUAGUCUAUAGUUCCCCCACGCCCCUACCCUAAGAGAUAGUUUGUGUGAAAGAUUAUACAUGAGGGAGGAAACAACAGGGCCAAACCUGAAGGAUGAAAACUGAUUUGAUGGACUUGAGUUGAAAAUAAAAACAAGCAGAAUGAGGCUGCGAUUGCAAUGUGAAGUCAGCAUGCAUCUACUGUAAUUUAUUCAAAUCCAACCAGGCCCAGAGAGCAGGCCAGGCCCCCUUCUGUCCACUCCACCAUCCACGCUACUCUUGGGUCCACACUCUGGAGAGACCAUGAGAUCAAACGUAAGAAUCCUGCAUUCCUCUGUCAGUUUCAGCUCUUCACCUGCCUCUGAAAUGUAGUAAUUACGUCAUGGCCCCCCAGUGCAACCACGCCCUAACAGAAGCGAGCCACUUCAGCUGCUGCAUCUAUUCCAAUGCUGGAAGAAAAGCUAUUCAUGCCUAUGGGCAUUUGGGGCCUAUAGGACCUUAAUCCCUGCAUGCCCUCCCAAGCUGAGAUAUAGUUACACUUCUAGAGGACAGGGAAACUUCCUGAGGGGUGUAUUAGUGCAUUCUCGCACUGUUGUAAGGAAAUACCUGAGACUGUGUAAUUUAUAAAGAAACAAGGUUUGAUGAGCUCACGGUUCUGCAGGCUGUACAGGAAGCACAGUGGCUUCUGCUCCUGGGCUUCUGCCUCAGGAAACUUACAAUUGUGGCAAAAGGCGAAGGAGAAGCAGGCCCGUCUUACAUGGUUGGAGCAGGAGCGAGAUUAGGGAGCAGAUACUAUGCACUAUUAAAUGACCAGAUCUCAGAUGAACUCAUACACUAUCGCGAGGACAGUACUGAGGGGGAAAUCUGCAGCCAUGAUCCAAUCACCUCCCACCAGGCCCCACCUCCAACACUGGGGACCACAAUUCGACGUGAUAUUUGGGCAGGGAAAUAGGUCCAAACUGUAUCAAUUGGGGGGGAUGUGUCUGGGUGGAAGUGAGUCUUUUAUAUAUUUGGAGUGAUUGGGAGAGUCAGAACAACACAGUGUGGGCAGAGCGCUCUUGGUUGUAGAGACCAGCGACAGCAGUCCAGGUAUGACGGAAAUGAAAAUGUUAGCCAUGGCUUAGCAAAGGUCUUUUGAAAGAAACAAGUGAGUGUAGAUGUUUGCUCAUGGCACUAUUUCUAGGGCUUAGGUCAGGGGCUCAAGGGCCAUUCUCAAGGGUUUGCACCAGGAUAAUGGAGAGGAGGAAAAAGCCUGAGAGAUGGCACCUUAAAAUCAGCAAGACUGAAGAGUUCAUUAAGUAUGGGCUGCAGAGAAGAAGAUGAUUCAAAAAUGACUGAGAAGCUUGGGUGUUAGGAUGGUGAUACCGUUUUCAGCACUGGAGAACACAGGAGACGCAGGUGGUGCAUUGAGUCCUGGACGUGGUGAGUCGGAGGUGCUGCAGGGAUCCCCAGGCGAGCACUCACAGAAGCAAGUUGGAAGGGCAGGCUCUCCAUGCCUGUCCCGUGGCCAGCAUCAUUUCUCCACUCCCUGUCACCCUCGGAGGAAGAGUUUCAUCCAAAAGCUGGGUGAGCAUGCCCAGGUACAGCUAGGAAAGUGGAAAAUCAGAAAGCCAGGAGAGGAAAAUCAGACGUUGAAUAAAAGGAGGAUGAAUUCAGGGAACACUCAUCCCACACUGUCUAGCGUUACCCUUCAGGGUCCCUGCAAACCAUCUAGGAAAGAGCAUCACAGUGGAACUCCAGUCACACUUGUGAACGUGGAACCCUUCUUGGUGCCAGCAACAAGUGCAGAAUUACUGAGUGGCCCCUGUGCUGUGGCUUCAGCUCACUGCUCAAGGGCAGGGGCCACCUAGAGACUGAGGCCGCCUGGCUCCAGCCACUGGGGAGGUUUCCUACCCCAGCACUAAGGAGGCUGGUGGUGAGGGCUCCCAGGAAAUCAGAAAGGUGGUGAAAGGAGUGGAGGUUUUGAGAUUGCAAAAGAAAAUUUCUGGCCAGGUCCAGUAGCUCAUGCCUGUAAUCCCAGCACUUUGGGAGGCCAAGGUAGGUGGAUCACUUGAGAUCAGGAGCUGGAGACCAGCCUGGCCAACAUGGUGAAACCCCAUCUCUACUAAAAAUACAAAAUGAGCUGGGCUUGGUGGUGGGAACCUGUAAUCCCAGCUACUCAGGAGGCUGUGGCAGGAGAAUUGCUUGAACCUGGGAGGCGGAGGUUGCAGUGAGCCGAGAUUGCACCACUGCACUCCAGACUGGGUGACAAGAACGAGACUCUGUC
This is a messenger RNA of Gorilla gorilla gorilla (western lowland gorilla), 6162 nucleotides long. RefSeq names its product parkin coregulated (gene PACRG). The coding region runs from base 405 to 1163 and encodes 252 amino acids. The record is from RefSeq and is a predicted model, not a curated record. Gene Ontology annotation, cellular component: neuron projection; cytosol; vesicle. Lineage: Eukaryota; Metazoa; Chordata; Mammalia; Primates; Hominidae. The transcript has 5 exons. Gene Ontology annotation, molecular function: Hsp90 protein binding; Hsp70 protein binding.